Molecule: messenger RNA, 1077 nt
Organism: Tinamus guttatus (white-throated tinamou)
Lineage: Eukaryota; Metazoa; Chordata; Aves; Tinamiformes; Tinamidae
Source: RefSeq, a predicted model, not a curated record
AUGAGGCUGCAUCUGGAGUUCUAUGCCCAGUUCUGGGUUCUUCAGUGCAAGAGCGACCUGGAAAUACUGAAGAGAGUCCAGCAUAGGGUUAUGGAGAUGAUUAGGGAACUGGAAGAGUUCCCCUGGAUCCCAGAGGAAAAUAUAUCUAACAGCAGCUUCCUUAACAAGAUCCUCCUCGGGGCAUUUGCAGACACACGGAAGCUGCAGCUCUUGCACUUCUCGCUCUUCCUGGCCAUCUACCUGGCUGCCCUCCUAACCAACAGCCUCAUCAUCACAGCUAUAGUCUGUGACCACCGUCUCCACAGUCCCAUGUAUUUCUUCCUCCUCAACCUCUCCCUCCUCGAUCUUGGCUCCAUCACUGUCACUGUUCCCAAAUCUAUGACCAAUUCCCUGAGCAACGCCAGGGCCAUAUCUUACUUGGGAUGUGUUGCCCAGGUCUUUUUCCUUGUCUUCCUGUUGUCAGCAGAAUAUUUUCUUCUCACUGUCAUGGCCUAUGACCGCUUUGUUGCCAUCUGCAGACCCCUGCACUACGAAACCCUCAUGAACACCAGAGCUUGUGCCAAAAUGGCAGCGGCUGCCUGGGUCAGUGGUUUUCUCUAUGCUGCCCUGCACACUUCCAACACAUUUUCACUACCACUCUGCCAAGGCAAUGCUGUGAACCAGUUCUUCUGUGAAAUUGCUGAGAUCUUCCAGCUCUCCUGCUCAGAAUCCUACCUCAGAGAAGUUGGAGUUACUUGUGUUAGUCUUUGCUUUUUCUUUGGGUGUUUUGUUUUCAUUGUGGUGUCCUAUGUGCAGAUCUUCUCUGCUGUGCUGAGGAUCCCCUCUGAGCAGGGACGGCACAAAGCUUUUUCCAUCUGCCUUCCUCACCUGACUGCUGUCUCCUUGUCAGUCAGCACUCUUACUUUCGCCUACCUGAAGCCCCCCUCCAUCUCCUCCCCACAUCUGGAUUUGGUGGUGGCAGUGCUCUAUGCAGUAGUACCUCCAACACUGAAACCCCUCAUCUACAGCUUGUGGAACAAGGCGUUGAAAGAUGCCUUGAUGAAACUGCUUAGCUGGGUACUGCAUCAGUAUCGGUAA